This is a messenger RNA of Schistosoma haematobium, 5155 nucleotides long. RefSeq names its product YEATS domain-containing protein 2 (gene YEATS2). Gene Ontology annotation, biological process: regulation of DNA-templated transcription. Lineage: Eukaryota; Metazoa; Platyhelminthes; Trematoda; Strigeidida; Schistosomatidae. The transcript has 3 exons. Bases 370 to 1041 code for a protein of 223 amino acids. The record is from RefSeq and is a predicted model, not a curated record.
CUUUCAUCUGUGAAUCUCCUCGUAGAGUAACAGCUUGGCCUCAGAAACGUUUGCUGCGAAAUCACGAAUUUGAUAACCACUGUAGAAACCACACUAACUUUUAACUCUACCAAGAGUAAAUUAUUAUACCUACAACAUGUUGGCAGCGGAAAUCACGACAUAAAUUGUUUCAAGUUCAAGGUCAUAUUAGUCGAAAUAUCUUCAGUUGCCUAAGCUUUCUGUAAUCACAUUUUAUCUGUUUUAUUUUUCUCAUCCCCGGGACAAGUAAUCCACUGCAGCUUGAUAUGGAAUCUCAAAAAGCUAAAGCCUCUUAUAUCCCAACUGCAACCAUUGAAUCCCGUACUAAAUCUUCGGAGUACUUUUCUACAGAUGUCUGAAGAUGUUGUUGAAAAUUUAAAGACAACAGUUGUAAAACCUAUAGUUUAUGGAAAUGUUUCACGUUAUCUGGGGAAAAAACGUGAGGAAGAUGGACGAACUCAUCAAUGGACUGCGUUUUUGCGACCGUAUAAUCCUAGCGAAGACCUCUCGACAUUUAUAAGAAAAGUCCAGUUUAAAUUACAUGAAAGUUAUUCAAAUCCCAUACGAAUUGUUAACAAACCACCGUUUGAAUUGACGGAAACUGGUUGGGGAGAAUUUGACAUUACAAUGAAAGUCAUAUUCACCGAUCCUAAUGAAAAGCCCCUGAUAAUAACUCAUCUCAUUAAGUUGUUUCAUUGUGACCAUGAAAUAAUGAUGGGUCAUAAAAGCUUAGUCCGAGAGAUCUACGACGAAAUGGUUUUCGUUGAUCCUUCUCCGUCCUUUUAUCGGGCGUUGAUGAGCAGAUCUCAAAUUCCUCCAAACGUACCAACAAUUGCACACGAAACUGAUUUUAAAGAAACAAAGCGUCAAGCAUUGUGUUCUAUACAAGAACUAAACAGAAAGGUUACUGAAGCAAUUGAAGUUUAUAAAAAGCAACUUAUCUCGAGGAAAGGAAUUAUUGAAGAAGUGAAGUCGAUCGUAAACGAAGUAGAUUCUGCGACUGUUGGGACCAUAUUGCAGUAACUAUGUAUAUAUAAAUAUGUGUAUAUUAUUUUUUAUCGACAACUAAAUAAUAUCAUCUCAAGAUGCAAAGUACAUGUUCUACAUCUGAAAGCUUCAUUUCAAAUAAUUUCCAGAUUGUAAAAUAACGUCUAGGUAACUUCUAUAUAUUUCAGGGAUUCAUAAAGAACUCAGAAAAACAUUGUUGGUCUGAGGAGACAUUUUGAGCCUAUUUACUAGCUUGUUCGUUUAUUGCCAUGGCUUCAUCAUAAGGAUAUUCGAAAAUGCAGUGGGGUUUAGUGAAUAUAUACACUAGCUUUUUGAUUACGCGCCAACUUUAAGACAUGUGCGAAGUGAUGAAUAAACUCAUUAUGUAAUUGAAUCAAAAAAGUAACUGUAGAAGUAUCAACUUUAUAAAAAAACGUAGACAACGGUUUUUAUGUGGCUAAUUAACUAUCUCAGAAAAAGAUGAACAUAUAAUUCAUUCUCAUUUCAGGAGAUUGAAUCGAUGAGCAGAACACUUUAGGGAUCAGUUCAACUGGCCUUCAGCCACACUUCGGUUUCCCACGAUCUCCAGUCAAUCUGAAUGGCAAGUUACUGUAGGUCCUCCAACUUUUUACGAAGUUGAAAAAGCCAUAGGAAAUCUGAAGCGUAGGAGGCAGCAGGCCCUGACAGGUUUACUCCUGAGAUUUUUAAGGAUGGUGGUUCAGUAUUAGCAGCGAGAUUGACUGAGGUCUUAGGUGGAACCUAGGAACUGGACGUAAUCCCAUCUGACUGGUCUCAAUCACUGAUCGUACCAGUCUAUAAGAAAGGACAAAAGUUUGACUAAUAUAGUGUCUAAAAUAUUAGCUUCAAUAAUACUUCGACGCCGAACCAAAGGACGUGAAGAACAGACUAGAGAAAACCAGGCUGCUUUUCAACCUAGACGUGGUUGUAUAGACUAGAUAUUCACACUACGUCAAGUCCUAGAACAUAGAUACACAUCCAGACGCCCGGCAGUCGUAGUAUUUCUCGACCUUAAGACGGCGUUUGGCUCCGUUGAUCGUGAGGUUCUGUGGCAGUGUUUGCCACUGAAACAAAUACCAAAGAAGUACAUCAACCUUAUAAAGGCUCUCUACUCUUGCAAAACUGGUCGAGUGAGAGCUUAUGGUGAACUUUCAUCAUAAUUGAUUACCUCAAGUGGUGUUCGUCAGGGCUGUCCACUCUCUCCAUUCUUGCUUAACUUCGUCGUUGGUGUGAUUUUAGCGACAAUACUUUCCUCAUCUAAAUUUCCAGGAGUUGAACUUUUACCAGGAGAUUCACUUGUCGACUUAGAAUAUGCCGAUGACAGUUCUAUUUGGUGAAGACGCUGACAAAAUUCAGAGUCUUCUGACCACUAGAUAAGCAACAAUGCAAGUAUGUUGGGGAUGCGAUGUGCUAAUGUGGUAUGAUAACUUGGACUGAUGUACGUACGUACGAAGUUCCACUUUGUUACUGACUGAUUGAUGUAGCCACUUGUUACUCCUUACGUUGGUUAACAACCAAACUAAAGAGGCCGACCAUUCAAUUAACUCAAUUUGGCUGUUUUAAUUCCGACUGACCUACUACCUACUGAACCACAUGUUUAUUUAGUACCACAUUAAGCUUUGGGUUGUGGAGUUCUGUGGUUGAUGGAUGGGCUUUACAUAACAUCGACGUAAGUAAACUAAAAUUCUUCACCAAUUAAUGUUAAUAUUUAUUCUAAUUAUACACAUAUAUAUCUGAAUUCGAUAAUCUGACGGUCAGAAACUGGUAAAAUAUUGAUAAAAGUUCCUUAAUUCCGAAGCAUAUAAUUAGACGUGAAGCACAGAUAACUUUAUCCCUACGCUGUGUGGUGUGCGCUACUUAUAUACACAUAAGUAGUAUAUAACGAUAGUCAGGAAUAGAAUGUAUUUCAGUAGAUCGAAAAGGAAAGGCAAAUAUGUAUAUAUAUUUCUAAAAUAUUUUGAGUUUAACGUAUAUUGUAAUAGAAAGCGACAUGAUAUUUUCAUAGAAAACAGGUGUGAUGUAUUUAUUCAGCCAGAGCGGAAGUGACCUCCAAAUACAAGUCCAGUACGUUGGAAAUUACUAGGAGCGUACGUUGUUCAUCAAUCCCAAGAAAUUUCGUAUUGUAUGGGAGUCGUCAAAUAUAAAUCCUUACAGUUGUCAACUUGUCGUUUCCAUUAAAUAGUCACUGAUUAAAUUAGGUUCCCGACAAUUGAGUUUAUUGAGACAGAUGAUGAUGUGGCUUGCCCGUGAAUGAAGUGAUCUCGCGCGCUGUUAGAGGUAUGAGGAUGGUUGUCACUUCCCGGAUCUCUACACCAUAGAGGGAUAUAUCUUUGUGGGAUACUUGGGUGAGGAACCAGAUUAAUCGUCAAAGCGACCUGGAAAGGUGACCACGCAGCCCAACGAGCAACUGUCUGAGGUCGGUCACAUACAACCCUCCUACGAGAAGUUUCCAAUGUGUUGGCUCCAUUUUCCAAAGGGCUUAACCGACGGAGACGAAAAACCAUGGAGUAAGGUGAAGUGUGACAAUUUUAUGGUCGACUGUCUUUAGCCCCUUCUGUUAUGAGAAGGCAGCAUAGCUGCAGGUGUUGGUUGCUUGAAGGAAACAAUUACUGCUGUCACACUUCUAUAAAAUCAACAGUACGACUAUAGUUUGCUCCUUCUAGUCUUGUUGUUCCCCAACAUGGAAGGAUAUAAAGGAGCAAGUGUCCCAGCCAAUGUAGCUCAAUCGGGUCAUUUCGGUAUGCAACCCCGAUCACCACAUCAAUGUAGCAGUUACAGAGAAAUUUAGGGCAGCACCUGAACUAAGGAUUCAUCAUGCGGACAGUAGAUGGAGAUUGAUCGUAUUGCUAUAGAUUAAUACGAAUAGGUGCCUGUCGACUGAGUUCUUAUUAUUAAUCUGGUCAUGGAUAUAGAUGAACUCUAACAAGCGCACAAAAACAGCACUGAAGUGACUGUAAUCUCAAAUUAAUACCAAUACUGAAUAUAAUUUUGGUGAACAACUAGUAAAACUACAAUAUAUAACAUAUCAAUAAUCGUCCUGAACUAAUUAAGCAGUAUGUCCAGUAUGUUAACAUGUCAAUUAUUCGUCUGCUAAUAACUCAUACUUAAAGUCAAUGAAGGGUUGGAUAUCACUGUAACUAUUUCGAUAGCGGUGUGUAUGAUGUCCAACGAAGCAAUUUGCCUGGACCAGAAUAACAAAGACUUUAUACAAUGAUUAGCAUCAAAUUAAUAAUAGAAAACUGUCAACUACCUAUUACAACAGAGAGCUAGCUAACAAGGUUUUUCGGGGAAAAUGAUAAAGGACUGAAUAUGAGCCUCUUACAAGAAUAGUAUCAAAACACAGUAAUGAAAGAUGGUCAAGACUGUGGGCCAACCAGUCCUACAGUCAUUCAUAUGCCGAAUGAUUAUGUAGGCGGGUUACUUAUGUCAUGUUAGAGCUUAUUACAGAUUCACCGCGUGGUCAUGUGUCUGCAGCUAUGCAGUAUUGAGUUUGCGAUGGGUUGCGUCUAGUUACUGUCAACAAUAGUUGUAAAUAGCGUUGUUUUUGUUUUGUAACAUGCAGAAUGGUUAGUGUCUGACUAUAUUUGUUUUAUUCUUUCGUUUGUCUAGACAGUUCGACAGAGCGUCAUUAUUUUUGUGAAAAUAAUGUCGGUAUAAACGUCACUGAAGUAAUUCUUGAUUUCUUUACUCGUUUCCCCAAAACUUUAUCGUCGUUUGAGGAAAGUGAAGACAAAACACUUAGUAGCAACAAUUAGUUGUUAAACAAAUGACCAUUGAGAAACCAAACAAAAUGAACCAGUAACGAAAUUGCAGCAGUUAAAGUUCUCACACUCAGAAGAAAACGAAUAAAUUUACUGCAACACAACAUAUGAAGCAUUAAAUAUUAUGAUAAGUUUCUUACAAAGCCGCCUGGGGUCUCCCAUUACGGAUUUCUAUUAUCAGAUGUUUAAUACGCUGAAUUUAGUUUUUGAACGUGAAUGACUCCAUCGAUGGAGUAUUCUUACAAUAACAGUCUACCAGGAUGAACAUUAACUAAUGCGUGAGGCGCUAUAGUCAAUUGAGUAGUGGAAGGCCUAAUACAUCUGCACUGUGUACCACGACGUGCAAUGCUAUCCGGUAUUGGAAAUGGUUG